UCUAAAGAUAGCUGCCCCAGCCUGGGACUCCAAACGCUGCUUGCAGCGGGAGCCACCAUGGCACGCCCCACCUCAACUCCUCCUCAGGCAGCAUGCCCGGACCCUGUGGUACGACAGGCCCAAGUAUGUGUUCAUGGAGUUUUGUGUUGAGGACAGCACAGAUGUCCAUGUGCUCAUUGAGGAUCACCGCAUUGUGUUCAGCUGCAAGAAUGCCGAUGGAGUGGAGUUGUACAAUGAGAUUGAGUUCUAUGCCAAGGUGAACUGCAAGGACUCUCAGGACAAGCGCUCUGGCCGCUCCAUUACUUGCUUUGUGAGGAAAUGGAAGGAGAAGGUGGCCUGGCCAAGGCUCACCAAGGAGGAUAUCAAGCCAGUGUGGCUGUCUGUGGACUUUGAUAACUGGAGGGACUGGGAAGGGGAUGAAGAGGUGGAGCUGGCUCAGGUAGAACAUUAUGCAGAGCUUUUGAAGAAAGUCAGCACCAAGAGACCUCCCCCUGCCAUGGAUGACCUAGAUGAUGAUUCUGACAGCGCUGAUACCACAAGUAAUUAACUUUGUGUGACAGAGCUGGGCUGUGGCUGUAUUCCAGUUUUCUGAAGAGUUAAAGCCUGGACCUUUGUCAGCUCUUUGACUGUGUACCAAGGCCCUCUAGGAUUUCUGGAUCAUCUUAGGAGUUCUUUCCUAAGGAUCUUCCGCAUGCUUUAUGUCUUCUUCCUAGGCACUUGACUGGGGUACUGCCUCAGGUGGCAAGACCAGGAGUGGACUGGAGGCUUCUGACUUCCUGCUGCUUGGUUUAUAAUCUCUCUGUUUGGGCCCCUUGAUUGUUGUGUAUGUGUGUGAAUUUGGCAGAGCAAAAGCCAAAGAUCAAACAUAAAUUAUAAUAAAUAUCUAGGAACUGUU
Messenger RNA from Tupaia belangeri chinensis (Chinese tree shrew), 895 nucleotides. It is a transcript of the gene PTGES3L, whose product is annotated as prostaglandin E synthase 3 like. The transcript is spliced from 7 exons. Gene Ontology annotation, cellular component: nucleus; cytosol. The record is from RefSeq and is a predicted model, not a curated record. Bases 134 to 547 code for a protein of 137 amino acids. Lineage: Eukaryota; Metazoa; Chordata; Mammalia; Scandentia; Tupaiidae. Gene Ontology annotation, biological process: chaperone-mediated protein complex assembly; protein folding. Gene Ontology annotation, molecular function: Hsp90 protein binding; protein-folding chaperone binding.